Aspergillus luchuensis is the source of this 318-nucleotide messenger RNA. RefSeq lists its product as uncharacterized. The record is from RefSeq and is a predicted model, not a curated record. Bases 1 to 318 code for a protein of 105 amino acids. NCBI's taxonomy places the organism in Eukaryota, Fungi, Ascomycota, Eurotiomycetes, Eurotiales, Aspergillaceae. The transcript has a single exon.
AUGCCACAAUCAUUGACCGUUAAUGAGGAUAAUAUCUAUCAGUGGUGUCGUUACUGUGUUACAGACCAUACUAUGGUUUUGUUAUGCGCUGUGCGGGUGGCCGAAGGGCAAGACGUGGGUGGUUGGGUUGAUGAACUCGGUAUCCCAUUCUGGAGAGAAACAAAAAGUAAGAGAAGAAGGCUUCAAUGUGCAAUUUUCUUCAUUCUCCAAUUUAUUGCCACCAACUGCAAUCAUAAUAUGGCUCAUGUUGAUGUCAAUGUAUCGAACGCAGAAAACAGAGAAUGGGAUAAAGACACUUCAGAAUUGCCGUCUUGGUGA